AUGGCGGCCGCCGCCCUCCUGAUCCCUCUGCUCGCGUCCACCCUCCUCGUCGUCUCCGGCGCCACCGCCGCCAGUGUCUCCUCCGGCCCGGCGCUGCCGCCGCUGGCCGACCGCGUCCGCCUGGCUUCGGCGUCCUUCUCCUCCUUCCCGCAGACGGCGGGCGGAGAAGGGGAGCAGCAGCAAGGGGGGUGGUCUUGGCUGGCGGAGUGCUGGGGGGCCGUGGCGGAGCUGCGGGCGUGCACGGACGAGAUGGUGCUCUUCUUCCUCAACGGCCAGUCCUACCUGGGCCGCCCCUGCUGCCUCGCCAUCCGCACCGUCACGGCCCACUGCUGGCCCGCCAUGCUCGACGCCGUCGGAUUCACGGCCCGCGAGGCCGACGUCCUACGCGGCUUCUGCGACGCCGAGAUCUCUUCCGGGGCGCCUCCGCCUCCGCCGUCUCCUGCGACUACGAUAACGGCGCCGGCGCCGGCCAAGCACGCUUGAGAUGAACCGUCGGACGACUAUAGCUAGUGCAGUCCUGAUCUGCUGCACGUGCGAUAAUUGUUAGUAGGAAUAAAAAGGUGCCUUUGAAAUAAAUCAAUUUCGUGCAUAUAUAUACGUUGUUUGUCUCGUGAGUGGCACAAAAUCGAUAUAAGCCUGCAAUCGAAAAUUUUGGGUCCCUUUUCGAAAAAAAGGCAGCAUAUUUUUUUUAGAAAUAAAUAUAAUCAAGAAAAAAAACAUAGAUGGGCCAGCAGCCGGUCAGGGUCAGCCCAUCCAUCUGGGCCGAUGCGGCCAGGUCUGCGAAGCAGGCCAGACCGCCAAAGCCCACAAUGCACCGUCCGCUCAGGGAGAGAGAUCGAUAUGCAUCGCACUCACGUCCUCUCAAAAAAAAAAACGCACUCACGUCCUCUCCGAAAUCGAUCGUACAGACAAGAUGGAUAUACGUGCAGCGAUCAUGGAGUGGUUGCAGAUUCACAUCUGCACUAAUUAAUUAUUGCCCCAUGUGGACUAUCCGAAUAAUUGAGAUUGCUUUGCAAGCAAGGGACGGGCCACGAAAUGAUCGUGAUUUGAUUUGGUUAAUUAUAUUAGGUUCUCUUUUUGGCAUUGGAUCAGCAGUGUCGACAUUUAUAUGCGUGCUAAUACCUCGAUUGAUCGAGAUGGUAUGAUCCAAUUAACCACAUGAGUUGAAGUUAAUUUCUUGGAUACACAUAAAACACGGCCAUAUAUGUGAAUCCUCUUGAUGCCAAACUGACCUGGAUCAGAAGCACCUAGCUUAACUACCAUCUGGCCUGUAUGUCUCUGCAGGAGGUAAAACCAUACCUCUUUUGGCCUCAAUGGCCUACGAUCGAAUCACAUCACUAAAGAGCAACAACACCACCUUUGAGUACAAGAGUUUAUUAAGAGUUUAAGAUUGCUAAUGAUAUGUGUAUAUAGGCGAAGCGUCUCCUUCGUAAAGAUCGACCAUCUAUUUUCUGUGUGCUCAUUCAACUGGCCCACAAUCUGUAUGUACCCGUGAUUUAAGGCUGCGUCUGGCAUCGUGAUGGAUUCUCAUAAUCCUGUUUUUCUCAUCCGUUUUUCACUAUUUUCGUGUUUGACUGACCAACUUUUUUCUACUUUCGCGUGUAUUUUUCCGCAACAGAUUAUAAAAUAAGUUCCGUGCAACACAGUUUAGCAAUGUCAAAUUGAGCCUAAAUCGUAUACACCUUUGCAGAAAAAAGUAAAGAGUAUAUGAAAUACGUGUAAAAGACAGAUUUUUUUUAAACGUUUUUGGGAAGCUAGAAAAAAUACUAAGCCUACAGCCGAAGAUUUAUUUUCAUUUUUGUUGUAGUCUUGAUAGAAGACUAUUUUGUUUGUCUGCCUUGUCCUGUGUCGAGAGAAAUUGCACAAGGCUAGCGGUGAAAAUUAUGCAUGUACAUAUGGGCUUUAAUCAGUUGUUUGGCAUCACGAUCAGUACUGAAUCAACUUUAUGAUCAAGUGCUAAUACUUUAUCAGAUUCGCUCCAUUUUCUCCCAACCUCCAAUAGAUGGAGAUUACU
Molecule: messenger RNA, 2014 nt
Organism: Brachypodium distachyon (stiff brome)
Lineage: Eukaryota; Viridiplantae; Streptophyta; Magnoliopsida; Poales; Poaceae
Product: egg cell-secreted protein 1.2
Exons: 1
Coding region: 1-483 (160 amino acids)
Biological process (GO): double fertilization forming a zygote and endosperm
Source: RefSeq, a predicted model, not a curated record